AUGAAACUAGAAUUUGCCACAUUGUUGUACCUUUGUACCAGCUGUGGACACGGGUUCUGCAGACAGUGCAACGCCUCAUACUGGGAGCAGCUUCCUCCAUCAGGAGACUCCUGCUGUCCUCAGUGUGGAGAAAGAUGGAGCAUUUUACAAACAGAUAGUGGUCUGCAGGAGGUUUUAGAUGAACAUAGGCUCAGUUUGAGGAGGAGAUGUGAACCAGUGACUGAAGGAACUGAUCAAAGUGAAACCCUCCUCAACAGGAUCUUCACUGAGCUCUACAUCACACAAGGCCAGAGUGAAGAGGUUAAUACCCAACAUGAGGUGAGGCAGCUGGAGACAGCUUCCAAGAAAGAGAACCUCCAUGACACUCCAAUCAAGUGCCAGGACAUCUUUAAAGCCUUACCUGACCAACAGACUCUCAUCAGAGCGGUCCUGACCAACGGAGUCGCUGGAGUUGGAAAAACCUUCUCAGUGCAGAAGUUCACUCUGGACUGGGCCGAGGGUUUGGGAAACCAAGAUGUCAGUCUGGUGAUCCCGCUCUCCUUCAGGGAGCUGAACCUGAUCAAAGGUGAGCAGUACAGUCUUCUCAGGCUGCUCCAUGUUUUCCAUCCAACCUUACAGAAGGUCACAGCAGAGCAGCUGGCUGUCUGCAAAGUGCUGCUCAUCUUUGACGGCUUGGAUGAAAGCAGACUUUCUCUGGAUUUCAGAAACAAUGAGGUUGUGUCUGAUGUCUCACAGCAGUCCUCAGUCAACGUGCUGCUGACAAACCUCAUCAGGGGGAAGCUGCUUCCCUCGGCUCUCGUCUGGAUAACUUCCCGACCUGCAGCGGCCAAUCAGAUCCCUCCUGAGUGUGUGGACAGGGUAACAGAAGUACGAGGCUUCACUGACGCCCAGAAGGAGGAGUACUUCAGGAGGAGAUCGAGUGAUGAAGACCUGUCCAGCAGAAUCAUCUCUCACAUCAAGAGCUCCAGGAGCCUCCACAUCAUGUGUCUGAUCCCAGUCUUCUGCUGGAUCACUGCUGCAGUUCUGGACCACAUGUUGACUACAGACCAGAGAGAAGACCUGCCACAGACCCUCACUGACAUGUACUCACACUUCCUGCUGGUCCAGACCAAGAGGAAGAAGCAGAAGUAUGAAGCGGGACAUGAGACGAGUCCACAGCAGCUGACGAAGGCUGACAGGAAGGUUCUUCUGAAGCUGGGGAGGCUGGCGUUUGAACAUCUGGAGAAAGGACACAUCAUGUUCUACCAAGAAGACCUGCAGCGCUGUGGUCUUGGUGUCACAGAGGCCUUGGUGCACUCAGGAGUUUGUACAGAGAUCUUCAAAAGAGAGAGUUUGAUCUUCGAGAAAACAGUCUACUGCUUUGUUCAUCUGAGCAUUCAGGAGUUUCUGGCUGCAGUCUACUUGUUCCACUGUUACACCAACAGGAACACAGAGGUACUGAAGGACUUCCUGAAGGGAGACUGGCCCGAUGAGAACAGUAAAAACAGUGAUCAGGAUUACCAGUCCCUGGAUGUCUUUCUUAAGGGAGCCAUGGAGAAAUCUCUCCAAAGUGAAAAUGGCCACCUGGACCUGUUUGUCCGCUUUCUCCACGGCCUCUCUCUGGAGUCCAACCAGAGACUCUUAGGAGGCCUGCUGGGUCGCACAGACAACCGUCCAGAAAUCAUCCAGAGAGCCAUCAACAACCUGAAGAGGAUGAGAAGUAAUGAAAUCUCUCCUGACAGGAUGAUCAACAUCUUCCACUGUCUGACAGAGAUGAAGGACCACUCAGUACAUCAGGAGAUCACAGAGUUCCUGAAGUCAGAGAACAGAUCAGAGAAGAAACUCUCUGAGAUCCACUGCUCUGCUCUGGCCUACAUGCUGCAGAUGUCAGAGGAGGUUCUGGAUGAGUUGGACCUGAUGAAGUACCACACAUCAGAGGAGGGACGACGGAGACUGAUUCCAGCUGUGAGGAACUGCAGGAAGGCCAAACUUACUGGCUGUGGACUCUCAGAGACUGAAUGUGAAGUCGUGGCCUCAGCUCUGAAGUCUGACCCCUCUCACCUGAGAGAUCUGGACCUGAGUAAGAACUAUCUGAAGGAUUCAGAAGUGGAGCUGCUGAGUUCUGGACUAAAGAGUCCAAACUGCAGACUGGAGGCUCUCAGUCUGAGGGGCUGCAGUUUGUCAGAGAUCAGCUGUUCUGCUCUGAUCUCAGCUCUGAAGUCCAACAUCCAUCUGAGAGAUCUGGACCUGAGUUGGAACGAUCUGGAGGAUUCAGGAGUGGAGCUGCUGAGAGAUCUUCUGGAGAGUCCAGACUGCAGACUGGAGACUCUCGGACUGAGAGACUGCAGUUUGUCAGAGAUCAGCUGUUCUGCUCUGGCCUCAGCUCUGAAGUCCAACAUCCAUCUGAGAGAUCUGGACCUGAGUUUCAACGAUCUGCAGGAUUCAGGAGUGGAGCUGCUGAGAGAUCUUCUGGAGAGUCCAGACUGCAGACUGGAGACUCUCAGACUGGAGGGCUGCAGUUUGUCAGAGAUCAGCUGUUCUGCUCUGAUCUCAGCUCUGAAGUCCAACAUCCAUCUGAGAGAUCUGGACCUGAGUUUCAACGCUCUGCAGGAUUCAGGAGUGGAGCUGCUGAGAGAUCUUCUGGAGAGUCCAGACUGCAGACUGGAGACUUUCAGUAAUGCUCCGACUGCUCCGUUGUUUAUUAUCCACUUCCCAUCGUUGUCGCUGCCCGGUGUCCCGUUCCAUGCUCCGGGUAUCUUGGUCACACGGUGGGGGCACACCAACUACCAGACCCCGUUCUACGAGAGCCUUCCCCGCAGCUUUAGGAUUCCCAUAUUAUUUCUGUGUCAUGCAUCUCCCUGCAGUAUCAGAUAUGGUGAGACGAUCAGAGCCAAGAUCCAGAAGACCUGUGACUCCGAUGUGGAACAGGAAGUGAAGACAGACAGAAAGGCUCCUGAACCCUUCUCACCUGAACACACAACUGAGUCUUCAUACAGGUUCAGGUGUCCUGGUCCAGGUGAGUUCCAGUGUGAUUCGACUGGCCUGGUGUUCGUCAUGGCUCAGGAGGCGGAGCUUCUGUACAGGACGGUCCCUUGGGAGGAGAGCCUCCUCCAAUCAGCUGGCAAGCAGGCAGCAGGGCCGCUGUUCAACGUGAAGAGUUCUGAUGAAACUGCCGUCUGCCAGCUCCACCUGCCACACAGUGAGACAGAGGAAGUGCUGCUCCUGGACGGCCUGUUGUCUGUCGUCCACAUCACUGAUGAAGGCCUGAGCAUCUUGGAGCCGCUGGAGGUCACACGCACUCACGUGGUGGUGAAGGUGCCUCACCUCUCUCUCUUUGGCCUGGUCUGGGAUAUCUUUAAAAGGUUUCUGCUUCUGCGGGUAAAGGGCAAGAUUCUGGUGUUCCUACGACCCUCGGUCAGAGAGGAGCAAAUACUGGAUGUACAUCUGCUGCAGAACAACGUCCCUAAGGAGGAGGUUGCUGACAAACACAAACGUGCUGAGAACAUCACAAUCUCCUCCGGCUGUGAGCUGGAACUGUACAAAGUUUACAGUGUGUACUGUGAACCUGAGGACUUCUACAUUCAGCCUGAGAGUAAAACAUUUGAAUCGAGUUUUGGACCAGAUUACGAUCCAACAUUUCAAGUUUCCCUGACGACGAGCACAGAGAGAGUGGAUUUGAAGCUCAAGGACCAAGGUGGAAACGUAGUCUGGAGUUAUCUCGUGCCACUGGAAGGUCCAAGACAUGAAUUGUCCCAGAGACAUGUCCCAGCAGAGAGCAGAGUCCCAGCAGAGAGCAGAGUCCCAGCAGAGAGCAGAGUCCCAGCAGAGAGCAGAGUCCCAGCAGAGAGCAGAGUCCCAGCAGAGAGCAGAGUCCCAGCAGAGAGCACAGUCUCAGCAGAGAGCAGAGUCCCAGCAGAGAGCAGAGUGUCUCCAACUGUGCUGAACGUCCUUCUGGAUAAACUCUUUGAGUCUGAAGUGAUCAGUGAAUCUGAAAUGACGUCAGCCAGAACCAAACCCAAAAAUGAGGGAGCACGAGAGGUGGUGGACGCGGUGCGAAAUAAAGGAGCUGCAGCCAGCAGGGUUCUGAUCAAUGCUCUCCGAGAGCUGGACCCGUAUCUUUACAGAGAGCUCAACUUGAGCUGA
Molecule: messenger RNA, 4122 nt
Organism: Trematomus bernacchii (emerald rockcod)
Lineage: Eukaryota; Metazoa; Chordata; Actinopteri; Perciformes; Nototheniidae
Product: NLR family CARD domain-containing protein 3-like
Exons: 17
Coding region: 1-4122 (1373 amino acids)
Biological process (GO): regulation of apoptotic process
Molecular function (GO): protein binding
Source: RefSeq, a predicted model, not a curated record